AGGGCGGAAGUGACGUCAGAGAGGGCGGAAGUGAACGGCGGCCGACCGGAAGUCGCCUCAUGAUGGGCGAGAAGAAAACGUCGGCCCGCGUUCCCGAGGGGGCUCCGCGGCGGGUCCUGGACGGGGCCACGCGGCAGCGGCGGCUGCACCGGCAGCUGGAGGCGCUGGAGAACGACAACUUCGGGGAUGAUCCCCAGGCGGGGCUGCCCCGGCCCGGGAAACGCCUCCCGCACUUCAGCGACAGCACCGAGACCGGGAAGAAGAAGAAGAAGACGAGGGGGGAUCACUUCAAGCUCCGCUUCCGCAAGAACUUCCAGGCGCUGCUGGAGGAGCAGAACCUGAGCGCGGCCGAGGGCCCCAAUUACGUCUCUGCCGGGGCCGCCCCGUCCCGGCUGCCCCAGCGCCACUUCUGCGCCGUCUGCGGCUUCCCCUCGGGGUACACCUGUGUCACCUGCGGGGCCAGGUACUGCUGCACCCGCUGCCUGGGCACGCACCAGGACACCAGGUGCCUGAAGUGGACGGUGUGACCACGCCCACAAGAUGGCUGCCGUGACACCACGGCAAAAUGGCCGCCGCGUCCACGCCGUGUUUGAUCCCGGGCUUAAAAUGGCCGUCAUGGCUCCACCCCCAA
Molecule: messenger RNA, 631 nt
Organism: Poecile atricapillus (Black-capped chickadee)
Lineage: Eukaryota; Metazoa; Chordata; Aves; Passeriformes; Paridae
Gene: ZNHIT1
Product: zinc finger HIT-type containing 1
Exons: 6
Coding region: 60-527 (155 amino acids)
Biological process (GO): chromatin remodeling
Cellular component (GO): Swr1 complex
Molecular function (GO): nucleosome binding
Source: RefSeq, a predicted model, not a curated record